ACAUUUUUUCCUGGUCCCUUCAGAAGAGGGUGAUGAGGGUCGGGGUGGGAGUGGUCUCACGGUGGCUCUGAAAAACUCACUCACUCCAGCAUCAGAGUUGAGUUGAGUGUAUGUGACCUUUCCAGAUCAGACCGCAAGACCUUUCAGCAGCAAGAUUGCUGUCACUAAAGAUGGAGGGUAAGAAGGGAACAUUAGAGGCAGGUACCAAAGAGCAAGCUGAUAUGGCGGGUCCACUGACAGUCGAACAGCUGGCAGCUAUAGAGGAUGAAGAGAUCCUCAAUAAUAUGCUAGAUAAGGCUGUGGAUUUCGAGGAGAGGAAAAUGAUCCGGGCUGCCAUGAGAGAACUGCUCAAGAGAAAGAGGGAACGGCGUGAUAGGGAGCGGGCGGCCCGAAUGGAGAACCUGCGUCAGCAGGGUGGUGGAGGCAAGACAGCUGCUGGACUGAAUAAGGACCAGAAACCCAUUAAUGGCCCGAGCGGAGCUCAGUACAACGCACACAGGACGGCUCAGGCAAAAACAUCUUCAACACCAACCUCUACUUUCUCUCCAAAAGCUGUGAGCAGCCCUGCUCAAUCCCAUGUGGCCAGGGUUAAAGUGCCGGGCAGCUCGGCAGUUGGGGGCCCAAACACCAAAGAUGUCAAACAGAUGCUGCUGGACUGGUGUCGUGUCAAGACUGAACCAUAUGAGGGUGUGAACAUCCAAAAUUUCUCCUCUAGCUGGGCAGACGGUCUGGCGUUUUGUGCCCUGGUGCACAGGUUCUUCCCUGAGGGCUUUGAAUAUUGCACUCUCGACCCUUAUGAUCGCAGGGCCAACUUUGAGAAGGCAUUCAAGACCGCAGAGAGACUAGCUGACUGUCCUCCCCUGCUGGACGUUGACGACUUGAUGCGGAUGCGAGAACCUGACUGGAAGUGUGUGUACACGUAUAUCCAGGAGUUCUACCGCUGCCUAGUAGAGAAAGGCCUUGUCAAGACUAAAAAGAAGAUGCCAUAGAAACAUUUUGAGUGUUUUCACUAUAAAUGACCAAAGCCACAACAGGCACACAACAUAGAGCACAUGUGACCUGACCUGCAGCUUUUACCUAAGAUCAGAUAGUCUAUUAUGUACUCAUGCUCUUCUCUGUUUCAUAAACACACAUGCAGUGGAUGAGGAUUAUAACCUGUGUGUUUACCACUAGGGUACAGCUGGGGCUCUGAAACAGUGCAUUCCUGUGAGAUUACACAAGCAUUAAUCUCAGCCUAUGCUCAGAGAUUGUGUGAAAGUGUGUGUGUGUGUGUGUGUAUGCAGAAGGCUUUUUAUGGUACUGCUACUCCCUGUUUUGAAUGCACUCCAGCACAGAGACAUCAGGCUUAUAAGGGCAUGAGAUCUAAUGCAGAAUUAUACUUAACUCAGAUUUAUUGUUUGUUUAAAAAUAUAGACGGGGCACUUUUACUAUUAUAUAAAAGAGUUCAGAAAGGACAACAAAGUUUUGAAGCCUCAAAAAUGUCGUCUCCUUCAGAAUAGAAAUGUCACCUGUUUUUACUUAUAGGGUGAAAUAUGACAUUUUAAAUAGUUUUUAGUUACUCUCAUCUUGUUCAGGAUCAGAAGUCCAUUGUACUGAGCACUUGCUUGGUACUGAAAAAUGACCCUAGAACUGCACUAAGAGAGAAUAGGUCCAAUAGAAACUCAGGGAUAGACAGGCACUCGAGGCCUGUAGGACGCCUGUAAGUCUUGUUUCAGAAGGCCAAUGGUAAUUUUCAAGUGCUUUUAAAAUGUUCUUAACACUUUAUUUGCUGCAUGGCUAAUGACUUAAGUGCACAAUAAAAAUGUGACAUUAAAAUUCAAUAAAAAUUAUGCAAGUAUUAUUUUUUUAGUGCUUUAAGUACAGUUGCUGUAUCUGUAUCACUGUUCUGGUUUGAUUAAAUUAUGGGUGUUAUUUUCCUCCCACAGUGCCUCACCAACUGUUUGCCAAAUAUUAUUAAAUGUGAUAUUCUUC
This is a messenger RNA of Ctenopharyngodon idella (grass carp), 1971 nucleotides long. It is a transcript of the gene smtna, whose product is annotated as smoothelin a. Gene Ontology annotation, molecular function: protein binding. The transcript has 8 exons. The record is from RefSeq and is a predicted model, not a curated record. Lineage: Eukaryota; Metazoa; Chordata; Actinopteri; Cypriniformes; Xenocyprididae. Bases 171 to 989 code for a protein of 272 amino acids. Gene Ontology annotation, biological process: actin cytoskeleton organization. Gene Ontology annotation, cellular component: filamentous actin; microtubule organizing center.